UGCAUAUAUUGUACGAUUUCCGGUGAACUCUUUUUACUCUGACAAAUGUUAAGUGCAUGAAAUGAGCCCCAUUACUGUUGACACAAGUGAAAUUAACCCGAGUGUACGCUAAAUUGUUUUGAGAAGGUUUGAAAUACUCUUUAAGGUAGUUCACACAAAGUUCAACUAGUUCCCUCACUUUCGCCUAAAAUGAAUCGUGUAUUGACCUCCCAGCAGAAAUAACAACAAUGUUUUGUGAACGUAACAUAAAUGAUUGGACAAUCGUAGCAAUUAACUUAAAAGUUAUAACCGCGCGUUGACAUUUCUGCGUGUGAAUCACUAGUAAACCUUGGCUCCUCCUUAAAGAUCCAGCAGGGUUCAGAAGAUCGGUGGGCGUGGUAGGGAAUAUCGAUGGGCGGAGUUAACCCUUUACGGAGAAAAAAAAUAAUGAAUCACGUGUUCCCAGAUCAAAGGCGAGCCGCUCCGUAGAGAGAGCGCGAGCCAGCUAGGCACAAGCGAGCGCGCGGGCAACGCGACAGUCCUGCAAUGUUGAAAUAAGCCACGAUAUUUGUUUCAAGGGCAAACUUUUCUUGUCGAUUAAUGAUCGUUAUUCUCAUUUCGCCACGCACAUUGCGCUUCAAAAAAAUUCCCCGUUUUCGCGUUUUUAGAGAGCUAACGCUCUCUGGAGUCUGAUUCCUGAAUCGAGACUUUUUCGAAGACGCUUGGAAAUUAUGUUCCGAUCGGCGCCGAUCCAGCCGGCAAGAUGAUGAUUUUACCGAGAACUGGGUUCGGUCGUGGUGCUGAUUCGGUGGUCUUGUUGUGGUUUUGGGUCCUGGGAAGCGUCCUGGCCAAGGAUACUGCCUUUGUGGAAGUUGUGCUUUUUGAAUCGAGCCCAAAUGGUGAUUAUACGACGUACACGACAGGUCUGCAGGGACGCUUCUCCCGAGCCGGAGCCACUAUCAGCGCAGAGGGCGAAAUCGUGCAAAUGCACCCUUUGGGCCUGUGUAACAACAACGAUGAAGAGGACUUGUAUGAAUAUGGUUGGGUGGGCGUGGUCAAACUGGAACAACCCGAGUUGGACCCCAGCUGCCUCACUGUACUGGGAAAGGCAAAGAGAGCCGUUCAGAGAGGAGCCACGGCUGUCAUCUUUGACGUCUCAGAGAAUCCAGAUGCCAUCGACCAGCUCAACCAACUUUCAGAAGACCCUCUGAAAAGGCCGGUGGUCUACGUCAAAGGAGCAGAUGCGGUUAAACUCAUGAAUAUCGUAAACAAGCAGAAAGUUGCACGAGCCAGAAUCCAACAUCGUCCACCAAGACCCACGGAGUAUUUUGACAUGGGAAUCUUCCUGGCGUUUUUCGUUGUGGUUUCUCUGGUCUGCCUCAUCCUUCUCAUCAAGAUUAAACUCAAGCAAAGACGCAGCCAGAGCUCCAUGAACCGGAUGGCUAUCCAGGCCCUGGAGAAGAUGGAGACACGCAAGUUCAAGGCUAAGGUCAAAGGUCAGCGCGAGACCAGCUGUGGAGCUUCAGACUCCCUGAGCAGCAGUUCCACAUCAGACUGUGCCAUUUGCCUCGAGAAAUACAUUGAUGGCGAGGAGUUGAGGGUGAUCCCCUGUGCGCACCGCUUUCAUAAGAAAUGUGUGGACCCUUGGCUUCUGCAGAAUCACACUUGCCCACACUGCAGACACAACAUCAUUGAGCAAAAAAAGGGAAAUCCGGGUGCUGUUUGUCUCGAUCCUGGAAACCCAGUGCAUAGCCGUCAGCAGCGAGUCAUCCUCCCCGUUCAUUACCCAGGAAGGGUGCACCGAGCCGGACAGGUGACGGCCUACCCUACCCGUACCACUAUGGAUCCCCAUGGAAACCCCAUCACUGUUCUAACAGUGGACCAGCACCCUGAGCAGAGCCUCUAUCCAUCCCAGUCCUCCUUCAUACGGGGAUACCCCGCCCUCCACCUAGACCACAGUCUAAACCCUCACCAUUGUGGUCUGGAGCAUCGUGCCCCCGGUUACCCACAAACUUUUAAACGGCCCAAAUUCCACGGACGUAACUUUUCCCGUGCCGCCUGCUUUUCGCAGUACGAGACUAUGUACCAGCACUAUUACUUUCAGGGCUUGACAUUUCCACAGCCUGAAGGUCAGCCCGGUAACGGACUUCACAAAGGUCACAAUCGACCUUACCAACCUGGACUUUUGUAUCCAGCCGUGGUGCACAUGGCACCAGCUUCCUCUUCUCGCUUAGGGGACUCGGGAAGCACUUCGGGACUCAGUUGUUACCACGGGCAUCGCUCCGUGUGCAGCGGUUACCUGGCGGAUUGUCCUGGAAGCGACAGCAGCAGUAGCUCGGGUCAGUGCCACUGUUCCUCGAGCGACUCCAUGUUAGAUUGCACAGAAGUUAGCAACCAGGGCGUGUACGGAAGCUGUUCGACGUUUCGUAGCUCGCUGAGCAGCGAUUACGACCCGUACGUAUACCGCAGUAAGAGUCCAUGCCGGGGCUCCGCCGGAGAGCCAGGGACCGUGUUCUCAGCCACAGCCGAGGAUUCGCCAGCCCCUGUAUCGGGGACGAUGGACUGUCUUCAGGCUCCCGUAGGAGCUUGUUACGGUUCUGGGGACCAGCUAUCCAACUGCAGCCUGGAGCCCAGCUGUAGUGGCCACUCUUCGGCCGAAACCAGGGAACUAACUAGCACUACCUCAGCUGGACUCUCGGAGAGCGCUGCGGCAGAAACAAGCCCCGUGAAGCAUUGCGGAGAGCAAGGGGUUGCGUGCAGCUGCUGCUUUGAGGUACCGAAACUAAAUUUGGAACGUAUAGGGCAGGACGGGGAGGGACAUUGCAGGUGGGGCGUCGAAUCUCAAGCUCUCGCGCUUGGGUCUCUGCAGAACUUUUAUAGCGUGAGCACCGAGCAGCUGCCUUCUCCAGAUCACGUUGGCUACGACGGACUGCCGUGCUGCUUCUACACGGAGAUGACCGUACAUCGUGGAAGUACUAAUCAUUACGCCGAAGACUGUUCGGUUAACGUUCAGUACGCCCCUACGGACAGCGACAGCUGCAUAGGACAGGGCUGCUGCGAUCUCUCGCAGCGGAUACCCAUAAUUCCCGAGGAUACAGACUGUGAAUUAGGCUUGGGUCCAGAAUCACAAACAAGUCUUCUUCCUCCUAGACUUACCUUAGAAAGUGAGGAGAGGACUUCUGAGGAGACUUGUGAUUUGUUUUACACCUCAGGACAAUGUAGAGGUCAAACUUAUCAGCAGCCACAAGAUGAAGAGACCAGAGUGCUGUUUCCCCCUCAGUGCAAUGGCGUGACUGACACACUAGGGGGCGGCAAAGCAUCUUUCGAUGGGUCGGGGCUCUGAUGGCAAGCCCUGAAACACAGCACAGGCUCUUGAAAAUCAAUAAAUGUAAUAGUUGUGUUGUCAAAACUCUGGAGUGUACUUAUCGUAAAGGGUUUGAGUUUCAAAUCAAGAUUUUACAAUUUUUUUAUUUUAUUUUUUGAGUGCUUAUCUUGUUCAUUCCUGUGGCCUUCAAAUUUUGUCAAGAAGACAACAGUUUAAGCAUUAACAAAUUAUGAAAGUACAAAGCUAGAUUUUUUCCACAUGCUACACAGCAAAAGUAAUGUGUCAUACGUAGAGGGCGGAGCAUCAUUAUAUGCAUGCUUCUCUCUUUAUCGGACUAGGACCAGGGAAACGUUUGUAAAUGGAAAUGGCUAAUUUUGAGUUCCAAGGUGUUAACCAUCACGAUUUAAAUGCUCUUUUUAAACUUAUUUUAAUAAAAUUGCAUGCAUGCGAGCAGUAUGAAAUCAAACAUCUCAAUCAAAACCAAAAUGGAGCAUGUGGAGGGAGCGCAGGACAGGUGCUGAGGUAAUUUAUUGAACACUUAACAAGGUUAAAACCUUACCUCCCUCUUUCUGAUUUUCUCAGGGCCUUAAUCGUUUUAGUGCAGACCAAGACCUAGUUUUUUAUCCAUAUAGUUGUUAUCAUUGGAGACUACUGAGCUGUAUGUACUUAACACCAAAAUUUUGUUUGUCUCCAGGGUUCAGUCCAACACCACUGGUAGGUUUAGCUCCAGACUACUCUAGUGUUAAAGUUGCAAAACUUCUAGUAUUUGACCCCUGAAGUUCAUCAUACAUACAUGUAUGUAUGUGUUUGUGUGUAUACAAGCUAACAGUUUGUCAACAAGACACCAAAGUAUAAUGGUUUUGAGAGUUUGUGUGUGUCAAGGGCAGAAACAUAAGUAAUUGCCUUUAAUAAUUACCCACUACACACUUGCACCUGUGCUUUUACAGAUAUUCACCAUCAUAUCAUCAUGCAUUUCUGUUUAUACAGAGUAUUUUAUACUGUUUCUAUGAAAUGUACCCAUACAGCUUACACGGGCGUUCAUUUUAAAGUAACUUUGUUUAUACAUAGACUAUAACAGUGCCGUAACAUGAGAAUCUACUCUUGCCUUGCAUAGAGAUAUGUACUGCAAAUAUAGCAUUUUUUCUGGGGGUACUCGAGUCACUAUUUAAUGUUUCGUAUGUUUGUAGCACUUAAGAUUGUAUAAAAGAAAAUGUGUACAAAAAUUAAUAUUUUUAAAUUUUUUUAAAGAUAUAAUUAUUUUCUCCAUUAUCAUUUUACAAAUGUUAAAGGUUAGAGCUUGAUCUGUGUAUAUUUCUGUAUCUGUAUAGCAGCACAUUUCAUAAAUGGAAAUAUGUUCUCUGAAUAUUUAUUGACUAAUAUAUUUAUCUUUAAGCCAUGUCUUAUGUUCAGAGUGUCUGUGAGGUUUUUUGUUUUCAUUUAAUUUUUUUCAAGAUCACUAAUAAGAGACUUUGUAAAUACAUGGUAAUUGCACACAAGCCGAUUAAAUAUUCUCUGACCAAAACUGAUUUAGAAAUUUUAGUGCAGUUUUGUAACAAAGUGUACAAAGAGCUUAAAAAUAUAUGGUUUUAUUAAAGUGAACACAUUCAUUUGAGAGUUUCAUUUUCCAGUUAUACGGCAAACAGGGUUCCCACAGGUCCUUGAAAGUUUGUGAAUCUGGAGGAAAUAAUUCAAGGCCCUGGGAAGUUGUUGAAAAUAUACAUAUAUAUAUAGAUACAGGUCAUUGAAAGUGCUUGAAUCUAUUUUAUGCAAAAAAUUUAUUCACAUCCACAUUAUUCCCUGUGUAGUGUAGGAUAAUAUUCCAAAAAUUCUAGACUUUAUAAGCACACGUGAUAAACUGUUCGCUUUAAAUGCUUAUAUCUUCUGUAUGCGAAUGUUGAUUCAUACCAAAAUGCUUUUUUGCAUAAUUGUGUUUGACACAUGAAAACGUCUCGGGUUACGUAUGUAACUGUUGUUCCCUGAGAAGGGAACGAGACGCUGCGUCUCCCUUGCCAUACUUCCUGCAUCCCUGUAACGCCGUCUUUGGCAAUAUUUCAGAUAGCGAUAUACGUCCUGGCUCCCGCGUCACCCUGUUUUUGUCCUUAAGCCUCAUCAUUGGUUGGAUUUUAUAUACACAUUCAGACGCACUUACCUCUGGAGGCUUCCCCAAUGUGUCACCGCAGUAACACAGCACAAGUUCCCUUGAAGGGGAACUGUAAUAAUGUAUCUUAAAAGGUAACUCGAUGUAACCUUGCUCUCACUUGAAAUUUGUACCCACAUUUA
Paramisgurnus dabryanus is the source of this 5584-nucleotide messenger RNA. It is a transcript of the gene znrf3, whose product is annotated as zinc and ring finger 3. NCBI's taxonomy places the organism in Eukaryota, Metazoa, Chordata, Actinopteri, Cypriniformes, Cobitidae. The record is from RefSeq and is a predicted model, not a curated record.